Molecule: messenger RNA, 3870 nt
Organism: Penicillium malachiteum
Lineage: Eukaryota; Fungi; Ascomycota; Eurotiomycetes; Eurotiales; Aspergillaceae
Exons: 6
Coding region: 1-3870 (1289 amino acids)
Biological process (GO): endoplasmic reticulum to Golgi vesicle-mediated transport; mitotic spindle assembly checkpoint signaling; ribosome biogenesis
Cellular component (GO): RZZ complex
Molecular function (GO): protein binding
Source: RefSeq, a predicted model, not a curated record
AUGUCGCAAGCAUCCGAGAGCGACAUUUGCCAGGCGGUGCUGGGAUUCGUCACUGAAGGCGCUUACCCGGAGGAGAACGUGGUGGCUGCCAAGUUCCCGGCGGCAGCUCUAGCAAAGGAAUUGGAGCUGAUAUCACAGGCUCGAGAAAAAGUGGAGAAUGAGAUUAGCUCUCUCAGUCGUGAGAACAACACAUUCGAUGCCGACGAUUGGAUUAUUCAAGCGAGACAACUACACGCAGAUAUUGAACGCUCGAGAGUUACGGCGCGGGAAAUCGUGUCUCAACAUGAGCAAACUAAACCCCUUCAAGCUAAAGUGGACGACGCUCAUGCGAAAGUUGGAUUGAUCGAGACGGAGAUUGCAUUUAAUGAGGCUGUUGCGGAGACACUAGAGGAAGUACAGCGACUGUGUCAACAGUUGGAGUCUGGACGGGCUGCUCUGGGAACUGGUCGUAUAAUGACAGCUAUCGAACAUCUGGAGUCCGCAUCAUCAGCCAUUCAAAAGGAUACCCCGUUCUCAAACACCAAUGUGAUGGGCAUACUCUUGGAGGAGACAACCCGGCUUCGGAAGGAGAUCGAAGAGGCCGUACAACACCGUUGGAGUGAACAACUCAAGGUUGAUCGAGCAAUGGGCCAGUUCCACAUUACCAGUAUUGAGGGCACUGAUUCCUUGGAGGAGACUAUUACGUCACUUUCUCGACUGAAUAUACUUGUCUCUGCAACUGAUAAGCUCCAGAAAGAUCUUGAAUCGGUGAUCCUUGGCCCAAUCCUGGCCUCGCGUGGAGACAGCAGCAGCCGUGCAAUUGAGGUUACAGAGACGGCUAUUUGUGUUGCCCCUGCCUUCUCUAAGACGAUUGUAGCCGAGACAUUCAGUCGAGUCACGGAUGUUCUUAACUUCUUGCGGAAAUACCUGCCGUCGUCAUUAUCAGCUUCUAUCCCUCCGUCCUUGAUUCCAGCUAUUGCUUCCAAGGCGAUAUCUGGGUGGCUGUCAUCCGCGAUUCCAACCACUCUUGAUGGCCUGGAAGACUUCGAAAAUACCUUGGACAGUGUACUACAAUUCACCAAAACUAUCGAAUCGUGGGGAUGGACUGGACAAGAAGAACUUGUCUCAUGGGUUAAUCAAGCCCCUCGGCUCUGGUUGACUCGACGCCGAGUUGAUUCUCUCGAUAGUGUCCGGAAAGCAAUUGCAGCUAGCAAUGGCAGCACAAAACAAGUUGAAAGAGUCGAAAAGGAGGAAGUGUCGCAAGUGGAGGAGGCACUCUUGGAGAAUGCUGCCACUGAUGAUUGGGAUGCAGAGUGGGACGACGACAAGGAAGAAGCACCAGCGGCUGACCAACCCCAGGAAGAUGAAGAAGAUGUUAGUGCAUGGGGUCUCGACGAUGAGGACGACACUAUUGAGCCUCCAAGCAAACCAGAUGUGGAGAAUGCUCCCGAAGAAGAUGAUGAUGCGGACGAUGCUUGGGGGUGGGGAGAUGAUGACGAAGAGAAGAAGGACGAAAGACAGAAGCCUCCACUUCUCACUGAGACCAAGCCUGCAAGUAGCAAAAGCAAAAACAGUGCCCAACCCAAGGAGGUCAUUCUCAGGGAAGUUUACACGAUCACCGAUAUUCCAGAUUCGAUUCUUGACAUCAUGCUCCAACAAAUCUUUGACUCCCAGGAUAUCGCCCAACCUCAACAUUCCAAUUCUCGUGUCGCUUCAUCUGGAGCUGGUCUGCUUGCGCUUCCCACCUUGAUUCUGGCCAUGUUCAAGGCUACUUCAUCCUCUUUCUAUUCCCUCAAGCUCAAUUCAGGUCAAAUGUACCUGUAUAAUGACAGUCUUUACCUGGCUGGUCGUGUUCGAGAGCUGAUUGAGGAGCACAGUCUCAUCCGGCUCAGUUCUGACGUGGAAGCUCUGGAAAAGUUUGGCAAGUUUGCAUAUAGCAAGGAGAUGCAGACCCAGAGCACCAUUGUCACUGAUCUUCUCGAUGGAGCGCAAGCAUUUGGACAAUGCUCAGAAAACCCAUACAAGAUGGAAUGUGAAAAUGCUGUCAGCGCGACUGUUGACCGAAUUCGCGAUGUGUACAAGGAAUGGCAGCCAAUUCUCUCGCAUUCUGCGCUUCUCCAGUCCAUUGGGUCUCUGCUGUCCACUGUGAUUAGUAAAAUAAUCAUGGAUGUCGAGGAUCUGGGUGACAUUUCAGAGGACCAGUCAAAACAACUCGUUUUAUUCUGCAACCAGGUCUCCAGCUUGGAGGAUCUCUUCAUGCCUGAAUCUACUGGAGAGUCUGAAGCUGUCCCAGUGACCGCUGUCUAUGUCCCGAUCUGGCUCCGGUUCCAAUAUCUCAUCAAUAUUUUAGAGAGCUCACUUGCGGACAUCAAGUUUCUUUGGAUUGAGGGCGAAUUGGGUCUUGAGUUCUCUAUGGACGAGGUGAUCGACUUGAUUAUUGCAUUGUUUGCAGAUGACGAACAAAAUUCCGGCGCCGAGGCUGCGCAGCGACAGGUUCGUGUCCAGCUCAUGAGCAAGCAGGAGGACAUUGCUCUGCCUGAAAGCACUGGUCCCAUUCUCGUUCCUACUGGUCUGCGACGUUAUGCGCUGUCGACCUUGGUGAACAACCUGCUGUCGAGCGAGAAGCCCAUUCCGUUUGAGUUUUUGAUCAACGGAACAUUUCUACGUACCUCGAUUGAUGAAUACCUGACUGCCAAUGGCAUCUCGGCCGAAACCACCCUCGAAAUUGAAUAUGUUCGCGCUUUGAUUCCUCCUCUUCACAUUGCCUCUUUUGAGCAUGACGACUGGGUCAGCGCUACGGACGUGCUCUCCAAAACCUCGCCUGCCGCCUCUUGGGCUUCGGGUGCUACAUUCUCGAAGGGCCAGGAGAGAAUUUUGUCUGGAAGUUACGAUGGCUUGCUCCGAAUUUGGAACAUGUCAUCUGAGAUUAUUGCGACCUCUCCUGGCCCUAACGAGGCCGCGAAGUUUGUCUCGCCAAACCAGAUUGCUACAGCCGGUCUGGACCGCACCGUUCGACUGUGGAAGUACACUGAAGAUGAGAACCAUUUCUCUGGAAAAUUAACCCCUCAGAUGGAGCUUUACGGACACAAGGCCGGUAUCGAGUCAUUGGCCGUGCACGCUCCCUCUAACCGUCUUUUGACCGGUUCCUUGGAUCACACUGUUGGCUUCUGGUCUACCAAGAAGGCUGAUUCCCCCGCCGCCCCAGAGAACCUGCUUCCCUCCAGCAAUGCCCGUAACUCCAAGCGCAGAAAGCUGAACGUCUCUGUCAGCACACCGCAGCGUGGACCUUUGGCUCUUCUGUCGGCGCACACCGCUCCCGUCUCAGCAGCUAUCUUCGACGCAAAGGAUUCUACUGUUGGAUACUCUGCUUCCUGGGAUCACUCCCUGCGCACCUGGGAUCUGGUCACCGCCUCUUUGGUUGAUACUCGCACUACCUCCCACUCUCUUCUUUCUCUUGAGCACCUUCCCGAUCACAACCUGCUGGCUGCCGGUACUGCCGCCCGCCACAUUACCCUGAUUGACCCGCGUGCCUCUGCCGCUACUGUCGCUGCGAUGACCCUUCGUGGCCACAUUAAUGCUGUCGUCAGCUUGGCUCGUGAUCCGCACAGCGCAUACGGUCUCAUUAGUGGUAGCCACGACGGCACCUGUCGCAUUUGGGAUAUCCGUUCGACCAAGACUGACAAGGACGGAGUUGUUGGUGAGAGCGUGUACUCGAUCACUCGCAAGAGCCUUGAGGAGGAUGGAAAGGCAGAGAGCAAGCGCGUCGGUGGUGAGGGUGUCAAGGUCUUUAGCGUCUGCUGGGACCCCACGGUGGGCAUUGUCAGCGCAGGUGAGGAUAAGCGUAUCCAGAUCAACCGUGGUGAGGGUGUUCUGUCCGCGACAAAGCAGUAG